ACUAUAGUAUUUUUUAAAUGCGUGAUUAAUAUAUACAAGGAAGGAAAUUAACAAUUGCAAUGCUGUGUUUUCCUUUUGAGUUCUUUCGUUUUGAACGUAUUGAAGAUCCAUAAAAGCUAAUUAAUAGAUCUCUGUUUUUAAAUCAUUCCAGAUUAUUAUCGGAUCAGUUGUUUCAUUUUACGAACAUACACUUACAAUGGGAAACAGUUCUGGAACGAACGCUCUGAAAGAUAGAGAUAUUAUUGAUGCCAUUGUCGACGAGAAGAACAAAUGGCACGAGACUUUAUCCGGUGCUAAGCAUCCGGACAUGAAACUUAUCAACGAUAUGUUAUUCAACACACAUAUAAGGCUACAACGUUAUGUACAGAUUCAUUCACCAUCCGUUGAAAUACAAACUGAUCCGGAUAAACAUACGAUGGAACUGGAAGAGCAAUUAGAAAAGCUAAAAACCGAUAGGGACGCGUUAAAAAUAAGGCUAAGCAAAGUUGUGGGCGAGAAGCUGAUGAAGGACAACCCUUACAUUACUGAUCUAAGUGACAAGAAUAGACCAACAAAACUAGGAGAGGUGUACACAGAAUUAUACGACAACGAAUGGACGGAUGCAUAUGAAGCGCUAACGGAAUCCGGAUACAAAGACACAGAGACUAUAGCAACUCUGUUCAAAACAUUAAAGGUAUGUUUCGAGUUCUGUCAUUCAAAGGCCGAUCAGCUCUUGGAGUCGACUGUUAAAGUUGCUGCAAACGUCCUUUUUCAAGAAUUCCACGAAGAAAUGAAAGACCAGAAGAAAUUGCGUCAGACGUUAGCAGUAGUGUCUAAGCAGGACAAUCGUUCCGAUGUUGACGUGUUGAAACAGUUUUUCUUUAAAACGUUGAACCUUCAGCGCAGGUGGAAAUCCAAAAAUUCAGACGAUACAAAGCAGUCACUUGAAGUGUUGAGCACCAUAUAUCAACCCCAAUCUUUUGAAGAAGAAAUGAAAAGAAUCCGCGAACAGAUGUCAGUAAUACUCAUUCCUGUGGUACAGAAUGCAUUUCUGAAGACUUAUUGGGACGACAAGUGUUAUCCGGUCAUGAAACCGUUCAUCUAGAAAUGCCUGUUCCUUUGCUGGAUGAUGGUCGUACAGGGGCCGCCCAUGUGCUUUGACUGGAGCACCAAAGAAGGGUCGCAGUUUGAUGCAAAUUUGUAUAAACAGUAUACAACAUCGGGAAAAGUGGUUGAGUUUGUUGUGUGGCCUACACUGUUCUUGCACAACGACGGGCCUGUUAUUGCAAAAGGCGUCGCCCAACAUAUUGUAGGAAAAACUUCUUAAUUUCAUGAUUUGUACAACACUAUCAAAUGCACAAUCGUACAUUUAUCACGGAGUGCUUUUUUAUACAAAGAGUUCCAAUGCGUGAGCUUGGAUUUCUACUGUAGAUUUGUUUCAUCUUAGGUGACUUGUACUAUUGUAUGUACACAUUAUUCUUUAUCAGCAAUAUGCGAAAUAAAACAUGUAAUCUGGACCAUAAACUAAUACCCGUGAUAAUUUAGGUAUUUAUUAUUACACCUUUAUAAUAUCUUAGCCACUUGAUUUUUGUCAAUCUAUAAUGACAAAUAAAUACUAUUCUGUAAGUAAAAUGUGGUGACAGACGUGUUGUAAUAUAUUUAUCUUAUUUAAUUAACAUUAAUAUACUAUUUUCGACACAAUUGAUGCAUAUAGUAUAUUAUCAAACUAUAUCUACACACACAUAAAUUCAUAUGAGAUGGCAUAUAAUCGCUUUUUUCAAGGUAAAGAUUUACUAAUAAACAAGUUAAUCCCAAAUAAAUAAUGGAUCAUUGUAUUAAUUUCAUCAAAUGUUUGAGAACUCAUAUUCGUAAUGUUAUAUAUAAUCGUCAAACAUGAUAUUAAUUAGUGUAAAUUCCAACACCGUUUGUCUUUUUAAAAAGAUAUUUUUGCUUAAAUUUUACUCGAUAAGGCUUAGGUAUAUCGUGUAUUAUAAUGUUUUACUUUACUGUUGUUUAUUUCCUUUAAAUUUUUACGAUAUAUAAAUAAUACGACAUAAUGGUUGGAUUCAACACUUGAUUCUCGCUUAUAUAAAUAUGCUCUACGUGCAUGACGUGUAACCUAACUCGAAUUGAUUUUGUUUUGUAUUGUGUUCAAUUCUGAAUUGUUCUACGCUUCAGUAUUUCUAAUGUGCCUUCACUUAAUAAACGUAUACAUUUAAA
Molecule: messenger RNA, 2199 nt
Organism: Dreissena polymorpha
Lineage: Eukaryota; Metazoa; Mollusca; Bivalvia; Myida; Dreissenidae
Exons: 8
Coding region: 197-1084 (295 amino acids)
Source: RefSeq, a predicted model, not a curated record